Molecule: messenger RNA, 1379 nt
Organism: Canis lupus familiaris (dog)
Lineage: Eukaryota; Metazoa; Chordata; Mammalia; Carnivora; Canidae
Gene: NTN5
Product: netrin 5
Exons: 6
Coding region: 1-705 (234 amino acids)
Source: RefSeq, a predicted model, not a curated record
AUGUUCAGAGGUCUGCCAGGCCCCUCGUGCGUACCCACUCUGGUCCAGUGCACCCAGCUUAAAGAUGAGGACGAAGAGGUUCUGGGGCCUGGGCUGACCCGCAAACCCCCAGCCUGCUCUUGCAACCAGCAUGCCCGACGCUGCAGGUUCAACUCUGAGCUCUUCAGACUGUCUGGUGGCCGGAGUGGGGGCGUUUGUGAGCGGUGCCGCCACCACACGGCUGGGAGGCACUGCCACUACUGCCAGCCGGGCUUCUGGAGGGACCCUGGCCAGCCCAUCACCAGCCGCAAGGCCUGUAGGGCCUGCCAGUGUCACCCAAUCGGGGCCACAGGGGGCAUCUGCAACCAGACCAGUGGGCAGUGUUCCUGUAAGUUAGGGGUCACUGGCCUCACAUGCAACCGCUGUGGUCCGGGCUACCAGCAGAGCCGUUCUCCUUGGAUGCCCUGCCAGCGAAUUCCAGAGGCAACAACACCCCUUGUUACUACCCCUGGUGCUUACAGCUCUGACCCUCAGUGUCAAAACUACUGCAAUGUCUCGGACACCAGGGUACAUAUGAGCCUUCGGAGAUACUGCCAGCAGGACUACGGGUCCCAGAUUCUGAACCUUAGCCCCAUCCCACAGAGGCUCACCUCAAAGUUCCCUAAUCCAUCAGUUUACACCAGUCCACACCAGCCCCAUGACAUCAGGGCCUACGACCUCAGGUAACUCAGAUCUCUUAGAUACUCAGGAGUUCAGCCCAGCCCUUGAAUCCAUACCAGCCUGUGAUUUCCCUCUAUGGUGUAAGAUCCCCAGGCCUCUCUUCCCUGAGGAUCCACCAUCUGGCCACCGGGUCCUAGGAUUUGGAAAAUGGAAACUUCUCAUCCUGCCUCACAGAGGGAUCUUCCACCCCAUAGACUUAGCUUGCGAGCAAGAGUCCUGCCCCUAACACAUCUCACCUCAGCCCUUCAGAGAGUACAUGUUUUCUGAAUCACCAUCACUAUGACCUCAAUUCUCAGGUCCUAAGUUCUGACCUCCUUCUGGCUCCCAAAAUUCAUCCCAGAGCCAAUAUCCUUUUCCAAGGGCUCUGCUUCAAUGUCUCUUGACUGUGCCAUAUUUGAGACCCUGGACCCACUUCUUCUGCCUUGUUCCCAGCCACACCCACUGGAGGGUCCCCUGGUUAUCCCUCCCCACACUUUAAGUCAUUCUGGCAUCUGCUGCUCCCAGUAUAAACCCCAACCAAAGCGUCCCACAGUCCUAGGUUCCUCUCUCUGUUCGGCCUCCCCUUCCAAGAAGGAGACCUCCAUCACCCCACCCUUCCUAAUGACAAUCCUGGAACCCCAUCUCACGCUCCAGAAGCCUUGCCCCUCCUUGCCUUGACCAUGUCUCCUCCAGCAGGCUCC